ACUUAGAAAGCUCAGUAACGUGAACAAAAUUUUUGUUCACUACACUUUUUAUUAACAUACGGACAACACUGAAUACAUUAAAUUUUAUUUUUUAAGAUCGGGGAAUCCCCUAAUAUUGAAAGAUUUGCGCAAAUUUUUACCAUAUGACAACGACUUACUUCAGUUGAAGGUUUUUUCUUUCGCGGAGUGAUCAAUCAAUCGGAAUGAGUUCUAAAAAAUCGAAGUGUUUGCAAUUAAAAGAAAAAGCAGACAUUUUAGACAGUCUGAAAAAAGGAACAAGUGUGACUAACUUAGCAAAAAAAUAUAAUGUCGCUAAGUCAACAAUAUGCAGUAUUAAAAAGAAAAAAGAAGCCAUUUUAAAAUGCGUGAAUAAUACAUACCAAGGACCGGGAAAAAGAAAAACUUUAAAAUCGUCAGAGCUUCCAGCUAUGGAAAAAAGUCUAUACCUUUGGUUCAUUCGGAUGCGCGGAAGGAAUUGUCCUGUAAGCGGAUUAAUGCUAAAAGAAAAGGCUAAGGAAUUGCAUUCCCUACUUAAAGAAAACUCGACCGGAUUCAAUGCUAGUGACGGAUGGCUCCAGAGAUUUAAGAAAAGAUACGGAGUUAGAUUGCUUAAAAUAUCUGGAGAAAAACUCUCAUCGCAGCCUCAAUUGGUUGAUCCAUUUAAACUGAAACUAAAACAAAAAAUUGAGGAAAUGGAGUUAUGUAAUGACCAAUUGUAUAAUGCUGACGAAUCUGGUUUAUUCUGGAAGAUUUUGCCAGAUAAGACCUAUGUAUCAUCGCAUGAAAAACCUGCUCCAGGAACAAAGACGGAGAAGCAGCGUAUAACAUUUCUCUGUUGCGCAAAUGCAUCGGGUGCACAUAAACUUAAACUUUUAGUAAUUGGUAAGGUAAAAAAUCCACGCAGCUUUAAACACUUUAGUUGCCCUACGGAUUAUAAGAACUCGAAAUCAGCCUGGAUGACGUCUGCCAUUUUUAAACAUUGGUUCCAUCAAUCUUUUGUGCCACAGGUAAGAUUGUUUCUAAAGCGGAAGAACUUACCAAUAAAGGCACUUUUACUUAUUGACAACGCUCCCUCUCAUCCAAGUGAAGCAGAAUUAAAAACUGAAGGUGGAAAUAUAAUUGACAUGUUUAUGCCGCCAAAUGUCACCCCUCUUAUCCAACCUAUGGAUCAAAAUGCGAUUAAAAUAACGAAGUUAUCUUACAGAAACAGUUUGUUGGCUUCAAUAGCAGCAAAAAAUUUAGAUUUGCUUGAAUCAAUGAAAAAUGUAACGUUGAAAGAUGCUGUUACUCUUUUAUCUGUCGCAUGGGAUCGGGUCAGCACAGAAACUCUUGCCAUUUGUUGGAAAAACAUUUUAAGUUUAAUGGGAAACGAGGAGGACCCUGAAUAUAACAUUCCAUUAAAUAUCCUGAAAGACAAAUGGAGUGCAGAAAUAAACUCUUUAAUACGAAUGUCAGUUGAUCUUCUUCAGGACUUGAGUCCUCAGGUUGAGUUUACAUUGCCAAUGAUUCGAGAGUGGAACGAUGACCCUUGUGUUGAUGAUGCCACCGAAAUCCAUAAAAUCACCGAAAUCCAUGAAAUUGAAGAAAGUGACGAUGAUGAUUGUAUUGCCGAAGACCCCAUAAAGAAAAUUGCCGCAAGUGAGGCAGUUGAAAUCUUUAACAAGGCAUUGCAAUGGGCUGGAGAUGCAAUGGUUGAUCAAAGCGACAUGAGUGUACUUAGACGCUUAAGGAAGAAAGCAGUAUUUCAGCUAUUAGAAAGGAAAAACCAGCAGAAAAAGAUAACGCUAUAAGCAACGAAACGUGUUUUUCUGUCCUGUCUUGUUCCAUUCCAUUCGGUUCCAUUCGGUGUGGGUUGCGCCAGAGAACUUAAAGUAAUCUGUGUGAAGGUUCGAUUGCGCGGCUAACAGAGCUGAUAGAAUCACAUUAAGGAAUUCGCCGUUCUCGCUGCUAUUUAGCAGAAUUGUGCAUGUGCAGUGGCAGAAAUAUAUGUAAAACGACUAAGAAUAAAUAA
Molecule: messenger RNA, 2011 nt
Organism: Bactrocera tryoni
Lineage: Eukaryota; Metazoa; Arthropoda; Insecta; Diptera; Tephritidae
Product: jerky protein homolog-like
Exons: 3
Coding region: 204-1790 (528 amino acids)
Cellular component (GO): nucleus
Molecular function (GO): DNA binding
Source: RefSeq, a predicted model, not a curated record